CAUCAUGGCCUCUCUCAGACCCCUCGUGAAGCCCAAGAUUGUCAAAAAGAGGACCAAGAAGUUCAUCUGGCACCAGUCAGACCGAUAUGCCAAAAUUAAGUGGAACUGGUGGAAACCCAGAGGCAUUAACAACAGAGUGCAUAGAAGGUUCAAGGGCCAGAUCUUGAUGCCCAAUACUGGUUAUGGGAGCAACAAGAAAACAAAGCACAUGCUGCCCAGUGGCUUCCAGAAGUUUCUGGUAUACAAUGUCAAGGAGCUUGAAGUGCUGCUAAUGUGCAACAAAUCUCACUCUGCUGAGAUUGUUCACAACAUCUCUUCCAAGAACUGCAAAGCCAUUGUGGAGAGAGCGGCCCAGCUGGCCAUCAGGGUCACCAAUCCUAAAGCCAGGCUGCACGGCCAAGAAAAUGAAUAGAAAGGAGUUGCCGUGGUGGCUCAGCAGGU
Phacochoerus africanus (Common warthog) is the source of this 441-nucleotide messenger RNA. Its product is annotated as 60S ribosomal protein L32-like. NCBI's taxonomy places the organism in Eukaryota, Metazoa, Chordata, Mammalia, Artiodactyla, Suidae. The coding region runs from base 5 to 412 and encodes 135 amino acids. Gene Ontology annotation, molecular function: structural constituent of ribosome. The transcript has a single exon. Gene Ontology annotation, biological process: translation. The record is from RefSeq and is a predicted model, not a curated record. Gene Ontology annotation, cellular component: cytosolic large ribosomal subunit; ribosome.